CACCGCCUGUUCAUUGUACUGAGUCAGCGGCCAUGCGCAGAUGUGACCAGAGGAGGGCUGAGCUGUGUAGGCUGGAGGCUACAUAAAGAUCUCUCUCUGCACUGACACACUAGAAACCACAGGCAAGCAGCCGGAGCCUUGACUUGGACGAGGAAAAACAUAAAUCCAGGAUAGUCUGCCGGUGACGGGGUACCUUGGGAUCUCUCCAACAUCCUCCUCCUCCUCUUCCUCCUCCUCUUCUUCUCACUGACCAUCUCGGAUGCAGAGAGCAGCAGCAGCAGCAGCAGCAGCAGCGAUGCGGCGGCUCUGCUGUUAACGCGUUGUUGGACUCUCUCUCUCUUGUUUUUGCCGGUUUUUAUCUAAAAAAAGGAGGCAGAAUAAACCCACAAUGAAGCUGAAACCGAACCAGACCAGGACAUACGACGGAGAGGGCUUCAAGAAACGAGCGGCGUGUCUGUGCUUCAAGAAUGAACGUGAAGAAGAGGUUUUGCUGGUCAGCAGCAGUCGGCACCCGGACCAGUGGAUCGUCCCCGGAGGUGGGAUGGAGCCGGAGGAGGAGCCGUGUGGUGCCGCGGUGCGAGAGGUGUUUGAGGAGGCCGGCGUGAAGGGCAAGCUAGGACGUCUGCUCGGCGUGUUUGAGCAAAACCAGGAUCGGAAACACCGGACGUAUGUUUAUGUGUUGACGGUCACAGAAACGCUGGAGGCCUGGGAGGACUCCGUCAAUAUAGGACGUAAGCGGGAGUGGUUCACCGUGGACGAGGCCAUCAAAGUGCUGCAGAGCCACAAACCCGUCCACGCCGAGUACCUGCGGAGGCUCCAGCUCAGCUGCUCCCCGACCAACGGGAACUCCAUCCUCCCGAGCCCGCCGCCGAACGACAACUACCCCCAUUACAGCGCCACCGCCACCACGCCCUCGACGGGCAACGUGCUGGGCUCCUCCCGCAGAUAGGACUGCACCCUGAACCUCGUCCUUGAAGCUUGGACUUUUCACUGAAAGUCUGUACAGUCUUGCAUGAAUCUAAUGACUUUUUCAGAGUCGUCGGCUCUCCUGUAUGUAUAAUGUCUAGUCUUUAGCUGCAGGACAGACCAAAGCCAUCAUCAGAACUGUGUUAAAGACUCGGUGUGACGGAGCAGGAGACGUCUCUGGACAGAAAAAACUGUGGAUAUCUCAAGAACACUUUUUCUUUUGCUGGCAAACACCAGACGGAUGAGGCUGAAGCUGCAGACUCAGCUGGUGAAGGAAUGCCUUACGGAAACUUUGUAUGAAUGUUACAGUAUAUUCGGGUCGUUUUAUUUCACCAACGGUCAUUUUUACUUUAUUUUUAGCAGAAUGGAUAUGCUUUCUAGUCAAUAAAAGAGUGAAUUGACCCCAAAGCACGUCCACAUGGGGAAUGUUUCCAGACUUAAUAAUGUCCUAGUCAUCAACCCAUGAUGAUAACAGCAUAGGUCAUAUGCUACAUGGAUCUCAUUUAAAAAAAACAGACUUCCUGAACAUAGAUAUGUUUCAAAGUAAAGUCAGAUUUUCUUUUCAUCAUGUAAUCAUCAAUUAUUGAUAAUUUUUCUAAACUUUAAAGGGCCAGUGUGUAGGAUUUAGGCGAACGGCGUUACCAUGGUUUUGUGAAAGGGAGUGAGCGGAGGGGUACUCAGUUGGUUGCAAUCUGCAACCACACCACUAGAUGGCGCUAAAUCCUACACACUGUACCUUUUAAGUAAAUUGGCCUAAAAUGAUAAAGCAAAAAAAUGGAUGGUGGCGUUGAAAUAGAAGUAACUAAAGUCAAAAUAUUUUACAUAUUUACUUUAAACAAAUAAGAGAGCAAAAUGAGAUAGAAAAUGACAGAAAUAGCUUGUGGUCGUAAAUGGCAGGGUCAAAGGUCAAAGGUCAAAGACGUGCACCAGCUGUCAGCGAGUUGAUACCUCACUAAAGUCAAAACUGGAUCUGAGUCUUGCCGCUGCGUUCGAUAUAUCCUUUAACACGACGCUGCUGUGUCCGUAGUUAAACUUCAGCCAAUGCCCCCGACGUUACGACUCCACUGACCUUGACUGAUCCAACAAACUGCUCUGUUGACUGUUUAAAGCCACAUACCUUUGUUACCGUUUCCCACGUUGUCAAAGUGAAAGUACUUAACGGUGUAAAGGAUAUCUUUGCCUUAGGUAUUACUGUACGUGCUGCUAGGGACAAUUGAGUUGAUUUCAUCUCUAAAGAAUUUUCUUUAAAUGAAAAUAAUCAGGGUUAACUGCUCCUUUAAAUUAACGCUUAGAAGUUCUCUCAUGGUGCUGCAAGGCAAUUUGGUAAAAACCGACCACCAAAUGACAUCAUUAUCCAUGUAUGAUAUGAUUGUUUUUACACCAUCUGCUUGUAAUAGAGAUUACUUUGCGCCUUGGGCUGCAACUAACAAUUAUUUUCAUUAUGGAUUAAUCUAUUAAUGGUUUGGUCAUCACAGUUUUUAUUGGUUCAAAAGAUAAUUUCAAUAUUUUCCAAUUGCAAUUUUUGAUGCAUCAUGGGAUACCAUGUAAUAUCGGCAUUGUCUGUAGGUUUUUCUCUCCAUGUCUCCAGUCUGCUUCUCCACUAGUUAGUGUCAAUUAAAGGCAAAAAAGCUCCUUCAAAAAUAUUCUAAAUAAAUCUACAUUUUGAGUAUGAAGAUGGAAAUCCAAAGAAAAAUGGCUCAAAUUGUCAGUUGAAAUGUCCCAUUUCAGAUCAUUAUUUUUUGCUCAUGUAAAAAAAGAGACACCCACUCGCUCCUAUGUUGACAGCUGAAUGACGACUCGUAACCAUACAGAGAUUUGUAAAUAGCUUUGAAGAGAAACGUGUUUUUAACCUGAAUGUACCUGUAAAAUUUCUCUUUAAUAUUUUCUAUAUUUUUUAACAAAUGUACAAAUGGCAGGAAAAAAAAACAAAACCCACUGAGAACAGUAUGUACAGUAUAUUUGUAUCGAUGACAAUGUGCCACGGGUUUAGGACGCGAUGGUUGGUUGGAAUAGAGAUGGUUGAAUUGAACGCAUUUUAAAAUCAUGAUCUGGUGAAAUCAACGUGUUUGUCAGGGCGGUAUGGAAGUUUAGAGCGGCAAAGAAAUUACAGACUGGAACAUUUUAGAGAUGUCGGGUAAACUAAAUGCAUUUUUUUUUUUACAAAAUAUAUAAAGCAUCUUGCUAAUCAACUUGUGUGUGUCAGAUACACAAGACUGAGUAUAGACAUAAAUUAUAAAAUUGGGUUUUUAUAACAUCUAUUUUGGGGAAAUGCAGUUUUCGAUAAAAGGCAGGACAGUAAUGAUCAGGGAAUGUUUUUGGAAAGCUUCGGUCAGACAAUGAAAAAUAGUUUGUCAUACGCUUUUACAGACAAAUGUUUCAUUUAUUGUUUAUUCCAGCUGUUCUAAAGGAGUAAAACACAUCUCCUCUUUUCCCCGGUGACCCAGACUAAUGCUUCAAAACUUUGCCGCUCCAUUACAAAGUCUUAUCUACAGUACCAUAAACUCUGAAAACACCAAUCCAGCUAUACUUUCAGCCUUGUUCGAUGGGUAAAAUAAGGUCUCCAACCACCUCAAACCUCUGUGUGACUGUGUGUGUAUGUAAGUGUUUUAUUGUGGGUUGAUGAACGUGAAAUAUGAUGUGCCAAAUUGAAAAAUUAGUUUGGGUGUUCAGGUGGAUAAAUCUUUGAUGUCACGUUGUAUUACACCGAUUUUUAGGCCAACUGCUUUGUGAAAAAGAAUAAGGAUCUUAAACAUUGUUUAAUCAACUUUAAUGGGAAGGUUUAUUAAUGUAAUUUCAGAAUAUAAUCAUUUAUAAUGUGAAAAAAAAGUGUGUUUUUAGAGAUUGACUGCAUCCGUCAUUGUUGGAAUUAUGACUAUAAUGAACCACAGGCACUUAUUCUUUUCACCCCAUACUGGUUUUAAUAUCCGCUUAUCAUGAAUCUGAGCAUAUGAGACUAUACCAGUCCAAAUAACAUCAAUUUAACUUAAACCCAUUCAUCGUGAUGUUUUGCUGCUCAGUUCUUCUUCUUCUUAUUGAAACCCUCGUUUGAUGCUUGGGUCUAUGUUGAUCUGUGAAUGCUCCUUUUAUGAGUAAAGCAUGACAGUAAGAAUAAAGAAUCCCACAAAUGAAAUGUAUGUACAAAAAUGUCUUGGACACAAGCGUCCACUAAAUGACCGCUGGAUGUGUGGACAGCUUGAUUGUCUACUGAACACACUGUAAUGUCACACGGAUGUCUAUCCAGAGCAUUUUACUUCAAAGCAAACUAAAGAUUUCUCACCAUUUCUGUCUUGAAUAUUAUGCACCGAAAAGUUUUAACGUGAAAGUGAUUUGAAGACUGGAAAAAGAUUGUUUUUGAGAAAAGAUUGCAUUAAAAGGGGAAAAAUCUUA
Sebastes umbrosus (honeycomb rockfish) is the source of this 4353-nucleotide messenger RNA. RefSeq names its product nudix (nucleoside diphosphate linked moiety X)-type motif 4b (gene nudt4b). Gene Ontology annotation, molecular function: bis(5'-adenosyl)-pentaphosphatase activity; bis(5'-adenosyl)-hexaphosphatase activity; diphosphoinositol-polyphosphate diphosphatase activity. NCBI's taxonomy places the organism in Eukaryota, Metazoa, Chordata, Actinopteri, Perciformes, Sebastidae. The transcript is spliced from 5 exons. The coding region runs from base 389 to 949 and encodes 186 amino acids. Gene Ontology annotation, cellular component: cytoplasm; nucleus. The record is from RefSeq and is a predicted model, not a curated record. Gene Ontology annotation, biological process: diadenosine hexaphosphate catabolic process; diphosphoinositol polyphosphate metabolic process; diadenosine pentaphosphate catabolic process.